Molecule: messenger RNA, 1284 nt
Organism: Anoplopoma fimbria (sablefish)
Lineage: Eukaryota; Metazoa; Chordata; Actinopteri; Perciformes; Anoplopomatidae
Gene: ajap1
Product: adherens junctions associated protein 1
Exons: 5
Coding region: 1-1284 (427 amino acids)
Cellular component (GO): cytoplasmic side of plasma membrane; plasma membrane; cell-cell contact zone
Molecular function (GO): beta-catenin binding
Source: RefSeq, a predicted model, not a curated record
AUGUGCACUCAGUGGCAGGGCUAUCGAGACAAUGCUGACAAAACCUCCAUUGAUGGCAGCGUGGGGAGGCAGGGCGAGGGGUUUGAAGAGGGCAUGCCUUUUUUCACCUCCCUCAGUCCGUCUGCUUUGAGGCCAGUCAGCUGUGUGGGGCACCGGGUGUGGAUCCUGCUGGCCAUGACCCACCUCACCCUGGACUUCUCUGUGUGCAGCCCCCUCAGUCAGGGCAUGGGGGUCAAACUCACGCCUAAGUCGGUGCCUCGUUCCCGACCUCGCUGGCAGCCGCUAUGGGACGCUCCCAACAAGCUUCACUGGAGAACAGUGAGCCCGUUGGCCCGCCGGCUCCUCAACCCUAUCCCUCCACCCCAAGACAACAGGGCGGGCAUAGGGCCAAAGGUCAAGAGUCAAAAGCAUCGGAAGCCAGCACAUAAAGGACAGGCGGCGUGUAAAGAGUGCCUGUUGAGAUACUCUCAAAUGGAGAAAAGUGAUCCUUUGGCUGUAAUAGCGGGAGCUCCAGCAGCUUUAUCCAGCGAGAGCAGAGGAGACGCAGUCAGGUUGUUACUUAGAGCCAGGAGGCAGCUCAAAUGGGACAGCUACGACAAGUCUCAGGAGGGCCGGACUACCACAGUGGCCGGAUUUAUCGACUGGGGACCCACAGGGACAGAUAGCAUAGACGACAACGCCAAACAGGAGCCCAACGCAACGCUGACCACCAAGGUCUCAUCUACCACAGUGGCCGCAACCCCUAUCACUACAACCAGGCUCCACCAAAGGACGUUGACUGUGGGGACCACACCAGAGCCCAAGAGGCUAAGCACCACCAAGGCCACUGUCAGUGUCGGGGAGACUGUCAAACCACCAAAGCCAUAUGGGGACACACCAGGUUUGGCAGUUCACCAGAUAAUCACAAUCACUGUGUCUCUCAUUAUGGUUAUCGCAGCCUUGAUCACAACACUCGUCCUUAAAAACUGCUGUGCGCAGUCGGGAAAUGGCCGCCACAAUAGCCAUCAGCGCAAGAUCCACCAGCAGGAAGAAAGCUGCCAAAACCUGACAGACUUCACCCCAGCCAGGGUGCCCAGCAAGGUGGACAUAUUCACUGCCUACAAUGACAGCCUGCAGUGCUCACACGAGUGCGUCCGGACAGCCGUGCCCAUCUACACUGAUGAGAUGAUCCAGCAGACGCCUGUCUACAAGACUGCUUACAACGGGAACAGGCCCUCCCCCACCGAAAGACAACUGAUUCCUGUGGCCUUCGUGUCAGAGAAAUGGUUCGAGAUCUCUUGUUGA